This is a messenger RNA of Paramuricea clavata, 2884 nucleotides long. The record is from the annotation of a GenBank genome assembly. Lineage: Eukaryota; Metazoa; Cnidaria; Anthozoa; Malacalcyonacea; Plexauridae.
AUGAACGAAUGUCCGUGUUGGAAAGAAUUCCUGAAACUCACGUCGUUUUUCUUUGCCUUUGCGCAGUUCAUCAACCCGGCGGUCGAAGUCAUGGAAAGGGAUAUUUUUCUGUUUAAUUUAAAUUGCGAUUGCUUUGGAAUUAAGUGAAGUCAGUUAUAGACUAUAGUUGCGGGAAAUUCUCAUUAAUAAUCUCGAAAAGAAAACAAUUCAGUUUGUUAACGUUGUUAUUCAGUUUAACUUUGGAUUCAAAUUAACUUCGUCUUCGGAUAUAUACUUAUGAAUAUAUGCGAUUCGAUUUUCUGAAAGUGACGAAUUCCCACACUGUUAAAUUCCAAUCCUUUAACUUUAUACAAGUGUAGUACAAAUUCCGUGAUUUUGUCGUUUUCUCUUGGUCCUUAUAGACGUAUUUCUUCAGAAUAGUCGAAUGUAUGCCUUUCAGUAAGCGCCAUAGAUAUCUGGUAAGCGACCCGCCCUCAAUACAGAGUGCCAAUAGCGAAGUUCAGACUCGAGGUACCUACUUCAUCUUGCAUGGAUAUUUUGGAUCCGAGCACCACUAUCCUUAGACAAUGUUUUACGCUAUUUAAAUUAUAUCGCAAAUCAAAAUUAAUCGCAAAAAUAUUUUUAGGGAACUGUUCAUACAGGCCAUUAAGGAUGUCGACUUUCAAAAUAAUUGGACACAGAACCACAUAUCGUUUACACGCAAUGGAAAUCCAAGGAACGUCAAAUACUCUGUAGUCUCGUUCCAACAGAAACAACAAUGUUUUGUAGAAAUUGGACAAUGGGAUUGCUUGGCUAACGCCGUUAACGAAACGUGCAAAGGAAACUUAACUCUAAAAGAUACACUCACCUCUGGUAUAAAGAACGAUUUUCUUGGAGUUUGUGGGGCUCUUUGUCCAGCAGGACAAUAUAAGAUUGUGGACACGCAUUUUGCAUCAUGUUGCUGGCAAUGUAAGAAUUGUACUGGGAAUAGGUACUCCAGAAAACCGGGUUCUUCAGCUUGUGAGAGAUGUGAAAACGAUGAAUGGCCAACUGACAAUCACACGGCGUGUGCUAAAGUAAAACCACAAAUGGUAUUCUUUACUGAGAAUCCUGCUGGUAUUAUUCUGUUGUGUGUGAACAUCGUCAUCAUCAAGAUACUGAUUGCUUUUGUCAUUCUCAUCAUCAAAUACAGUCAGUCAAAGAUGAAGAUAUUUUCAGAUCGUAUCCUAUGUUAUAUAUUGUUGUUCGGCAUUCUUAUGUGUAACGUUGUCUCCAUAUUUGUGUUGACAGACGCGCAUAAAGACAAUUGUCUACUUAUGGUCAUUUUAUCAAAGCUUGGUUCAACUUGCACGCUGGGAACAAUUUUCAUUAAAAUAAAUGAUGUCUAUAGAACGUAUAAAAAGAAAAUACUCAGAAGUAGGUGCAAUUCUAACUUGAAAAUGACUUGCCCCCUUUCCCUGACUAGAUUUAACACGUUUAUUUACAGAAUCAAUGCACUACAGGUUAAAAGCCUCAUGCAUGCAAGUUUAGUUUAUUCGGAAUACUUGGGCCUGGCACAAUAUACAUAUACUAAUUAGAAAUCAAGUUAAAUCUUCCCCCACUAGCUGUCGUGCCCAUUGACUUGAACUCUAAACUCUAUAAGUGUAUGAAUGACCGGACGUAAGUUAAAAUUCUAAAUUCUAUUCUUUUUAAAGUUAUAAAAUUUUCCAAGUCUACUCUGCAUAUUUUUUACAGAUGAUCCUCGAUUUCUAAGCGAAGGUCUUAAAGUCAUGGUGGUUAUAUGUCUGGUGAUCAUCGAUGUCGCUUUAUUAUGGUUCAGCAUCAAUUUUGAAGGAAAAAAUCGAAAAACAUCCACGACUGUUUACUUUCCAACUGAAACAGGAAACACUGCGUUCGUCCACUGUGGAUUUAUAAUUGAGUGAGAAUACAAUUUGUCAAUUUCUCGUGAUAUAGUUGAAACACAGAAGUCCACGUUCUGCACCUCAUAGGACAUACUGUAGCAUCCCGUAUACGAGCCUUCGCCCAGACAGAAGGGAAGAAAGGAAUAUCGUUUGCUUUAAAUUAAUGAAUUUCUCAAUUCCCUUCUCAAUACAGGUUGAGGCUAAAUAAUUUUCACGUUCCUGUAAAAGUUAUGAACCCAUCAUUAGAGGAACAUUAUAUAGCAGAUGUUUUCACACAAUUUACACCAUCACUUACUACUUAGCCAUAUCAGUGUUGUAUUUAUCUAGGCCUACUACACGUCUAUACACUCAGAUUUGGCUAAUUUUGAUAUAUAUUUUCACUCCUAAUUUUCUAGUUACUAUAAUACUAGUUUGAGUAUAUUGUCAAAAGCACGCGUUUGUGUUCGUGUUCCGCUAUAAGUUUAUAAUGGGGAUAAAUAGAGUACUUGGUUGUAAAGUAGUCGAUCGUAUACCUUGUCGUAUACAACUCUAAUUCAGUUCCUUUUUCGUUCUUUAGUUUUAUCACGGGUGAAAUAUUUACCGUAUUGGAAAUCAGCUUCUAUUGGGGACUUUUGCUCAUCUGCACUCAUCAGUCGUACUUAACCAGGAAAGUCACCGACAAUGCACAUGGUUUACGAUAUGUUUUCUUUGGAUCUCUUGCACUAUCAAUAAACAGCAUGACCAUGAUACUGGCUCAUUCUUUCACAGAUAACAACGGGAAUACAAAAGAGUUGGUAUACUCAUUCUACCAUUUGUUUUUUGCAACCGUUGCGUUGGCUUGUACCUUUAUCCCCAAAGUGGAAAUUCUAGUUUUUCAUCCUGAGAAAGACGUGUUAUUUGACGCCCUACGUGCAACAACCAUGACCAACUCAAACUCCAUGAUGAGUAUGAGCGAAAGAAUAAAAUCCUGCACCCAAACACCUAACCCGCCAGAUACUCCUGAGAGUCGAGCUCCUAGCUCCUGA